UUCAAUUCGAUGAACAUUUUUUUACCUUGAUGAACAAAAUUUGUAUUCAAGAACAUUUUUUGAAAAAAAAAAUGGAUGAAUAAAUUUUGAAUUUGAUGAACAAAAAGUUGCAAUUUUAUGAACAAAUGGAAGAGCCAGGCAUUUUGAGGGAAGGAUGUACUGAAGAAUUCAGGGAUUGGAUGUUAACAUUGUUAAUGUGAGGAGGAGGAAGCCGCAGCGAAGAGUGAAGGAUUAUCAAGGCACUACCUGGAUGGCUCGGCGUUGAAACAAUGCAGUGAAGGAUUUGCUGAUCAAAACUGCGGCACUGAAGAAUCAGAUCAAGGGGUUUCUGGUAAGGUUGAUUCAACACUUGUGGAUCAGCAAAAUGAACUUCCUGUGGAGGACCCAGCAGGUGGCUCUGCCAUUGCAGAGGAGACUGAAGCUGUGCCACUAGAAGUCGAAGGCAAGCCCAUGGAAAAUUCUCUGAAUGAUGCACUUGGAGAGGUGCCUGAAGCCGUACCAGUGGAAACCGAAGGCACCGCCAUGGAAAAUACUCUGAAUGAUGCAAUUGGUGAGGAGCCCGAAGCCGUACCACUGGAAACGAGAGGCAAGACCAUGGAAGAUACACUGAACGAUUCAGGAUCGGUGAGUAACACUAGCCCUGAACCUGCCCUGCCUGGAGGUACAGGGGACGGACUAGCCGGUGAUAAUCCUGACUCCAAGUUGCCCUUGAAGAGCCAAGGUGACCUUCAAACGGAGGAACAUGACGAUGGAGGUAAACUGGGUGCUUCUGAAGCAACAGAGGGCAAUGACACCAUGCCUGCAGAGACUGUAUCAUGUGCAACAGGGGCAAAUUCUGCAGUACCUGUGCCAGAAGCGGGCAAGCCGGAAGACGGUUCUGAAGGAGCACCUCCAGAGGAAGAAUCAGCAGAAGCUACGGCCCCUGCGACGCACGAUAACUGUCCGAAGGGCGACGACGACGACAAGAACAAGGAGGGACUGAGCGACGAGGACCAGAAGCUGAAGGAGAUGCUGCAGAAGCUCCUCGUGUCCGGCAACGACCAGAUGGGGAUCAUCGCGGAGCUGAGCGACAAGGUGAAGUCGCUGGAGAGGAAGCUCGCGGUGCACAAGAGGAGGAGGCCCAAGGUGAGGGUGCAGCACAGGGCAGUCAGGGACACGACGGCCAACAACGUCCACUGAAGAAUGACCAUGAUUCAUGUCUCGAGUUCCAGGUUACGUCUAUGUAUGUAUGUAUGCAUGUAUGUAUGUAUGUAUGCAUGUAUGUAUGUAUGUAUGUAUGUAUGUAUGUAAAGGAAAAAGAUGAACAAUUGUU
Messenger RNA from Triticum dicoccoides, 1312 nucleotides. RefSeq lists its product as uncharacterized. Gene Ontology annotation, cellular component: plasmodesma. The coding region runs from base 451 to 1179 and encodes 242 amino acids. The record is from RefSeq and is a predicted model, not a curated record. The transcript is spliced from 2 exons. NCBI's taxonomy places the organism in Eukaryota, Viridiplantae, Streptophyta, Magnoliopsida, Poales, Poaceae. Gene Ontology annotation, biological process: protein folding.